This is a messenger RNA of Achroia grisella, 3103 nucleotides long. Its product is annotated as epidermal growth factor receptor kinase substrate 8-like. Gene Ontology annotation, molecular function: actin binding. NCBI's taxonomy places the organism in Eukaryota, Metazoa, Arthropoda, Insecta, Lepidoptera, Pyralidae. The record is from RefSeq and is a predicted model, not a curated record. Bases 141 to 2600 code for a protein of 819 amino acids. Gene Ontology annotation, biological process: regulation of Rho protein signal transduction; Rho protein signal transduction. The transcript has 16 exons. Gene Ontology annotation, cellular component: plasma membrane.
CACCGAGUCGCCGUUGUGGCGCGAAGUACGCCGCGAGUGUAGUACACGACGUCGAGACACUGUAGUGACACGUUCCCGAUUCAAACACUCCAAGAUAACCAGACAGUCACGACCAAUAAGAAGAUAUCCGAUGGUGAUGGAUGUGUGCGAGUGACAUUCGCGGUAGCAAGAUGGCGCUGCGGAGCGCGGGCAGCGGCACGUCGCGCAGCGCACAGCGCGCGCUCGACGAGUUCGAGGAGAUAGCGGGGCUGCGGGGGGGCGGGGCGGGGGGCCCGGGGGGCGGCGGCGACCGCGCCGCCUACGUCCUCGAACACCUGGCCACCUUCACGGUCACCAGGGAGACGGGCAUCGUGUACCCCGCAGACGGCAUGCGGAGGCUGCUACAGUUGGAGAAAACUAACGGAAUAUGGAGUCAGAAAAUGCAGCUGUGUUUGGACGGACAGUGGGUGCUAGUCAUGGAUUACGAGACCGGGUCAAUAAUGGAGCGGUUCCCCGCGUCGUGGGUUCACUCCCCGACCGCGUUCACGUCCCCGGAGCCGGCGGAGCUGUACAACAACGUGCUGGCGUUCGUGGUGGGCGCGCCCGCCCCCUCCCCGCCGCCGGGCCCCGCGCCGCACCCCGCCGACGCCCAGCCGCCGCGACGUGAGCUCCACAUAUUCCAGUGCCACGACGUCGGCGCGCAGACCCUGGUCGAGGAACUCAACGCGCUCAAGGGCAUUGGGAACAGUGUCGCCAGCGACGCCAGCCGCGACUUCAUCAUAGAUCGCGAAAGGGAGAGGGAAAGAGAAAGAGAGACCGAGAUGGACAGACCCCGCAGGCAGCAAAUGUCGGCGCAGCUGGGCGGCGGGCGCGGGGCGGGCGCGGACCGGGACGACGCGUCGUCGACGGGCUCCGAGCGGCUGUACGAGCAGGACAUCGCCAUCCUCAACCGCUGCUUCGACGACAUCGAGAAGUUCAUCGCGCGGCUGCAGCACGCGGCGGCCGCGUCCCGCGAGCUGGAGCGGCGGCGGCGCUCGCGCGGCGGCAAGAGGUCCUCGGGCGGCGGCGGGGGAGGGGGCGGGGGAGGGGGAGGGGGAGCCGGCGCCGGGGAGGGCAUGCUGGCGCUGCGCACGCGGCCGCCGCCCGAGCGCGACUUCGUGGACGUGCUGCAGAAGUUCAAGCUGUCGUUCAACCUGCUGGCGCGGCUGCGCGCGCACAUCCACGACCCGAACGCGCCGGAGCUGGUGCACUUCCUGUUCACGCCGCUGGCGCUGAUCGUGGACGCGGCGCAGGACGCGGCGGACGGCCGGCUGCCGGCGCGCGUGGUGCAGCCGCUGCUCUCCCGCGACGCGCUCAACCUCCUCGCCAACUGCGUCACCAGCAAGGAGACCGAGCUCUGGCACUCGCUCGGGGACGCCUGGCUCAUUCCCAGGGAGCAAUGGAAGACGGUGAUCCCUCCGUACCAGCCCGUGUUCAUGGACGGCUGGUCGCCUGACUACCAGGUGGACGACCAGCCCCUCAGACGGCCGUCCCCGCGGCGCAGCGACGCCGGCGGGCCCGCGGCCGGCCUGGAGCGGGGCGGGGAGCGCGCGGGGCCCGCGGGGCCCGCGGGGGGCGGGGCGCACGGGGCGCACGGGGGCGCGGCGGGGCCCGCCGGGCCCGCGGCCUACGCCUACGACCGGGACGAGCCCGACAUGUACGGGGAGCAGUACGCCCCCUACACCAGGAAUCAAAGAGUGGUGGGUCACGAAGACUCCGGGUCGGCGGCGUCCUCCCCGGACCGGGAGCCCUACCGCGGCGACCGCGACGACGACGAGGCGGGCGAGGCGUGGGCGCGCAGCGUGGCGGCGCGGGGCGGCCGCGUGGUGGUCGUGACCUACCCGCGCACCGCCAACAACGACAAGGAGCUCACCGUCGCGCGCGGGGAGUACCUCGAGGUCCUGGACGACUCCCGCAAGUGGUGGAAGGCCCGCAACCGCCGCGGCGUUGCGGCGCACGUGCCGCACACGAUCGUGGCGGCCGCGCACCCGCCGCCAGCCUCGCCGCACCUCUACCCCAACCCCAUCUACACGCACCACGAUAACGGCGGCCGAGGCUCCGGUGGCAGCAGUCCUACAGGUGCGACGGAGAAGGCGUCGCCGCCUCCCCCGCCGCCGCCGCCCCCGCCCCCGCCCCCCGUGCCCGCCCUCGCCGCACCCGUCGCAGCCUCCGCCAAGAGUGACACGCUCAAAUCGAGGAAAUCGGUAAUGAGUACCAACAGCGACCUGAACGAUGAGUUGAAAAUUGUGCUGCCACAGAUACAGCAGAGGAAGAACAAGCUCGACUUCAUCAAGAAGACGCCGGACAUCUUCAUUCACCAGAAAUCGAACCCGCAAGAAGUAGGAGAAUGGCUGGAAGCGAAAGGCUUCAGUCAGCUGGCGCAGCGCAAACUGCGUGUGCCCGGGUUCCAGCUGUUCUCGUACAGUCGGUCGCAGCUGGAGGCCGUGCUCGGCACCGACGAGGGCAAGCGCCUCUACAGCCAGAUCCUGGUGCAGCGGAACGUCUCCGGGUACAAGACCACUACGUCUUCAGAGCUGCAGAAUAUCCUGCGGAAAGUCCGGGAGAAGGUGGAGGUUUCGUGAACGGCCACCGCGCCACAGAGGAUGACUCGUCGUACUGCUGAUCCCAGUUCAGAAUCUACUGAUUACCAAUAGGUAGAGACAAUAAUUCUCAAACAUUGCCGCGUGGUGGACGUAUGAUCUGAAUUAAAUGGUACUACGAGGAACCAAAACGUAUUCCAUAUAAUCGUUACAUAUUAUAGUAUAAAACAAAGUCGCUGUCGCUGUCUAUCCGUCCCUAUGUAUGCUUAAAUCUUUAAAACUAUGCAACGGAUUUUGAAUAAGUUUUUUUAAUAGAUAGAGUGAUUCAAGAGGAAGGUUUAUUUAUAUUAUACAUGUACACCUGUGCGAAGACGGGGCGAGUAGCUUGUAAAAUUAUAAAAUAGCUAUACGAAACCUGAGUGUUUUUUUAAUAAAGUAAUUUAAAAAAAUCUAUGUAUGCCUACAAAAUUUCUUUACAUUAUAAAUGAUGCCCAUACAUGCUCCAUGAUUACAAGUCAGUGAUCGUGACAUGUUCAUACAUGUAA